GUAAUCAAACGUCCCUGUGCAGGCAACCAUAGAGGGGUCUGCUGGCCAACCCGCAAUAUCCCCCAAUCUGAUUUGGGUAUCGUCUUUCAAAUUUCAAUACCUGUGCGGCCGAGUCUCAAAUUUGCGGAAAGCAAUGAGACAGAGACAGAAGAGUGGAACCAGUCCACCAUCCAAUCAACCCGAUGCCCAAAACCCAAGAUUUCCAAAAUCAGAUCGCCACAAACCACCUACAAAUUGCUAUCUCCUUUCCUCAACCAGGAGAGUUUUUGCACUCUGCUUGGCCUUCAGGGUGGUGAAUGCUUUGUUGGUGCAGACGUAUUUCAACCCGGAUGAACACUGGCAGGCUCUCGAAGUCGCUCAUCGCAUCGUUUUCGGGUAUGGGCAUCUGACUUGGGAGUGGAAGAAGGGGAUCCGUAGCUACUUGCAUCCAUUGCUGUUUGCUGUUCUUUAUAAAGUUCUCACUCUUUUGGGUCUUGAUAGUCCAUGGUUCAUGCAAAGGGCUCCCCGGCUGCUGCAGUCCAUAUUUUCUGCAGUGGGCGAUUUGUAUUUGUACAAAAUGUCAGAUGUCCUCUUUGGUGACUGUGUUGCGAAAUGGGCACUCUUUUCACAGUUGGCAAAUUGGUUUAUGAUAUUUUGCUUUCCCCGCACAUUGUCAAAUAGUUUGGAGACUGCUCUUACACUCGUUAGCCUAUACCACUGGCCUUGUAUAAGAGUUUCUCCUACCAAAGUUCCCUCGGUUUCGAGGAAGUGGGGUUUGGCACUAGCAGCAUUGGCUUGUGUAAUUCGACCAACUAGUGCUAUUAUAUGGGUGUACAUUGGCCUACUUGAGCUGUUUGGAACUCAUGAUAGACUGAGAUUAAUUUUUCUAGAGGUGGCUCCCAUUGGGGCCGUGGUUCUUGGAUUAACAUGUUUAUUGGAUCGCUUGGUGUAUGGCUUGUGGGUCUUAGUACCUCUUAAUUUUCUCAAGUUCAAUUUUCUUUCCUCUGGAGGAGACUAUUAUGGAACUCACAAGUGGCACUGGUACUUCACUCAAGGAUUUCCGGUCAUGCUUUUCUCAUUCUUACCUUUUUCUGUUGCUGGAAUCGUGUGGUCCAAACAAUGGAAGCUGUCUGGCCUUAUUGCAUGGGUUUUAGGAAUUUACAGCCUAUUGGGUCACAAAGAAUUCAGGUUUGUCCUGCCUGUGCUCCCAAUAGCGUUGAUGUUCUCUGGAUAUGCUUUGGCCAAGACAAAGACACCCGAUUCUCAAGAUACCGAGAAGAAAGGAUCUUUGAACACCCAUUCCAGGCAUCCUUUUAAGCGACUUUCCAUAUUGUUUUUGCUUGCUACCAAUAUACCAAUGGCCCUCUAUAUGAGCUUGGUUCAUCAGAGAGGAACUGAAGAUGUAAUGAUAUAUCUAUCUGAAGAAGCUCGCAAUGACAAGGUGAAAAGCAUCCUUUUCCUAAUGCCAUGCCAUGCCACACCUUACUACUCCACUUUGCAUCGCAACAUACCCAUGCGUUUCCUUGAUUGCUCACCAAGUGAAGAGAAAGGAAUUCCAGAUGAGUCUGACCGUUUUAUGAUGGACCCUAUCAGUUUUGUGUCAGAAUUCACAAAAAGCUGGUCGAUACCUAGUCAUAUUGUGUUGUUUGGUUCAGAAGAAAGAUUAUUGAGGGAUUUUCUAGCCUCACAUUCUUUCAAAGAGAUAAGAAGGUUUUUCCAUUCUCACUUCAAAGUGGACCGUGAGGUUCAAGCAUCAGUAGUCGUAUAUGUUUGGACAGGGCAUUGACAUUGAUUUUUUUCCAAUCUGUCUCUUCGGAAUAUCCUGUUGGUAACUAAAAUUUUGGUGUAAAAGUAAGGAAUAUUUUUAAUGGCCCCUUGUUAAUUUUCUACGAUGCAAUACUAAAAUACUCGAUUGAUUAC
This is a messenger RNA of Carya illinoinensis, 1899 nucleotides long. Its product is annotated as mannosyltransferase APTG1. Bases 134 to 1765 code for a protein of 543 amino acids. The record is from RefSeq and is a predicted model, not a curated record. NCBI's taxonomy places the organism in Eukaryota, Viridiplantae, Streptophyta, Magnoliopsida, Fagales, Juglandaceae. Gene Ontology annotation, biological process: GPI anchor biosynthetic process. Gene Ontology annotation, molecular function: alpha-1,2-mannosyltransferase activity. Gene Ontology annotation, cellular component: endoplasmic reticulum membrane. The transcript has 9 exons.